GUCAUGAACUAUAAUCAUUAUUGAUCAACUUAGCCAUCAAACGACAACAAAUACUUUAAUAUAGCAACACGUUUUUUGUUCACACUAUAAAAAUUAUAACAUUAAUUUACUUAAGAGAACGAACGAAGGAAUCCAAAAGUAGUAAAACAAUGACGAAAAGGGCGGUGCUGAUAGGCUGCAAUUACCCGGGCACCAAGGCGGAGCUGAAGGGCUGUAUUAACGACGUGCGGCGGAUGCACCGCUGCCUGCUCGACCGAUAUGGUUUUCCGGCGGAACACAUCGUUGUGCUCAUAGAUACGGAGGGUAGCGCCGACGCGCAGCCCACCGGCAAGAACAUACGCGCCGCUCUUUCCGACAUGGUGGCCUCCGCCGUGCCCGGCGAUAUCCUGUUCGUGCACUACAGCGGCCACGGCACCCGCCUCCCCGCCGACGAUGACGACACCGGCUAUGAUGAGUGCAUUGUCCCCACUGACAUGAAUCUCAUCACUGAUGACGAUUUCAGAGAGCUGGUUAACAAAGUGGCGGAGGGCUGCCGGAUUACCAUCGUCUCCGACUCCUGCCACAGCGGCGGCCUAAUCGACAAGGCCAAGGAGCAGAUCGGCGAGAGCACGAGGCGAAAGAAGAAAGCACAAGGCAACGGAAAAUGCUCGGGAUCAUUCAAGAAGUUGCUGUGCACAGAUGCCCACAAAGAAGAAGAAGUAGAAGUUGAGCAGCUCAUCACGAGCAAAUCCCUACCACUCUCGACUCUCAUCGAGAUACUGAAGCAAAAAACGGGCAAGCUGGACAUCAAAGUAGGCGAGCUGAGGCCGACCUUGUUUGACAUGUUCGGCGACGACGCCACCCCAAAGGUUAAGAAGUUGAUGAAAGUGGUGAUGAGGAAGUUUCUAGGCGGUGCCACAGAUGGUGGGAUCCUCAUCAGCGGAUGCCAAUCGGAUGAGACGUCGGCGGAUACGAUCCCCGAUGGCGACGAGAGACAUGCCUACGGCGUGCUAAGCAACGCGAUUCUGGACAUCAUCGCCGAGACCGGUGGUAAGGUGAGCAAUCGGAAGCUGGUGGUUAGGGCGAGGAAGCUGUUGAAGCAGCAGGGGUUCCCGCAGCACCCGGGCCUCUACUGCACUCAUCAACAUCUUCACGCUCGUUUUAUUUGCUGAUUUUUGUGUCGCCUGUUUUUCUGAGUGAAUUGAUGAUGUGCCAUUAAUUAAGGCUAUUGAUCUGAAAUUUGAAUAGAGAUUCAAAACUAUUAUUGUGUUUUGGGGAGAAAACUGGCUAUUGAUUUGAAAUUUAAACAGACAUUUAAAAUUAA
Molecule: messenger RNA, 1303 nt
Organism: Salvia miltiorrhiza (redroot sage)
Lineage: Eukaryota; Viridiplantae; Streptophyta; Magnoliopsida; Lamiales; Lamiaceae
Product: metacaspase-4-like
Exons: 2
Coding region: 150-1151 (333 amino acids)
Biological process (GO): proteolysis
Molecular function (GO): cysteine-type endopeptidase activity
Source: RefSeq, a predicted model, not a curated record